Exophiala spinifera is the source of this 1650-nucleotide messenger RNA. RefSeq lists its product as uncharacterized. Gene Ontology annotation, biological process: transmembrane transport. The record is from RefSeq and is a predicted model, not a curated record. NCBI's taxonomy places the organism in Eukaryota, Fungi, Ascomycota, Eurotiomycetes, Chaetothyriales, Herpotrichiellaceae. The coding region runs from base 1 to 1650 and encodes 549 amino acids. Gene Ontology annotation, molecular function: sulfate transmembrane transporter activity. Gene Ontology annotation, cellular component: membrane. The transcript has 5 exons.
AUGGCGAGAACGUCUUUCAACGCUGGUCCGUCCGGGCUGGAGCUAGACCACGAUCUGAAAAAGGAGACAGUAAGAGAUAUGGGUCCCGUCGAGGAUUGUUCCAGCUCUGAAGGCAGUUCCUACGCCGAGGACAAAACGUUCAUACAUGUGGACGGUGAAGACACAUAUGUGCCCAUUGACAAGUAUGAAGGUCGCCAUCGCUGGGACCCUGAGUUUGAAUGGGAUCCUGCCGAGGAGAAGAAGCUUGUACGCAAGAUAGACUUGAGGAUCUGUACAUGGGUCUGCCUUACUUUUUUUGCGCUUCAGCUCGACAGAGCAAACAUUGUCCAGGCCUUGAGCGACAACUUGUUGGAAGAUCUCAACUUGAACACAAACGACUACAACUAUGGUCAGACUAUAUUUUAUGUGUGCUUCUUAUCAGCAGAACUGCCAUCGCAAUUAAUAUCAAAAAAGCUGGGCCCCGACCGCUGGAUACCAAUUCAGAUGAUUAGCUGGAGCAUUGUGGCCAGUUGCCAGGCGUUUCUCAGUGGGAAAUCGUCAUUCUAUGCCUGUCGCGCGUUGCUGGGCUUGAAUGAAGGUGGUUUCAUCCCUGAUACAAUCCUGUACCUCAGUUAUUGGUACAAGGGAAGGGAGCUUCCUGCUCGACUAGCAUGGUUCUGGACAUCUUAUCAAGCAACAAGCAUUGUUGGUGCAUUUUUGGCUGCUGCCAUUCUCACUAUGCGCGGAGUCAAUGGUCUUGCCGGAUGGCGAUGGCUGUUUGCUUUGGAAGGGACAUUGACUGGUCUUAUCGGUAUCGCUACAUACUUCUAUAUGCCCCCUUCACCCUGCCAAACGGCUUCUAGGUUUCGAGGAAAAGAUGGUUGGUUCUCCGUGCGAGAAGAGAAGAUCAUGGUCAAUCGUAUCCUUCGUGACGACCCUUCGAAAGGAGACAUGCACAAUCGGCAAGCCGUCACGCCGAAGCUGCUGUACUAUGCCAUGUGCGACUGGGAAAUGUGGCCAAUCUACUUGAUUGGCCUCUCAUUCCUCAUUGUCAAUUACCCGGCGACGCAGUACCUAUCGCUCAUUCUCAAGCAAUCCUUUGGUCGAUUCGAAGUCAACAUGCUCACGAUUCCAUCGUACGUCCUCUUCAUCAUCAAUCUGCUCUUCUGGACUUGGGUUUCAGAGAAGACAAACCAAAGAUUCUUGACCGGUCUCGUCAGUCAAAUUUGGGCUAUGCCACUGCUUAUUGCUUCGGAGUUGCUCCCUGCUGGAGCCUCACGGUGGGUCAAGUAUACCUUGGUAACUCUCCUGGUGGGUACACCAUAUGUCCACGCUAUCCAUGUGGCGAUCACCAGCCGCAAUGCCGGGUCUGUACGAACAAGAACUGUUGCUUCGGCCUUGUACAACAUGUUUGUACAGGCAAGCAACAUCAUUGGGUCGAAUAUCUAUCGCAAUAAUGACAAGCCAAUGUACCGCACUGGGAACAAGAUUCUUAUCGCCAUUUGUGCGUACAACAUGCUGCUUUUUCUGGGAGCCAAAGGCUUUUACGUUUGGAGGAACAAGGUCCGAGAUCUCAGGUGGAACUCAAUGACGAGUGCACAGCAAAGAGAAUAUCUGGCGACGACUACCGACAAAGGCAACAAGAUGUUGACCUUCCGCUUCGCGCAUUGA